Messenger RNA from Girardinichthys multiradiatus, 3099 nucleotides. RefSeq names its product zinc finger protein OZF-like. Gene Ontology annotation, molecular function: DNA-binding transcription activator activity, RNA polymerase II-specific; RNA polymerase II cis-regulatory region sequence-specific DNA binding. Gene Ontology annotation, biological process: regulation of transcription by RNA polymerase II. The transcript has a single exon. Gene Ontology annotation, cellular component: nucleus. The record is from RefSeq and is a predicted model, not a curated record. The coding region runs from base 134 to 1408 and encodes 424 amino acids. NCBI's taxonomy places the organism in Eukaryota, Metazoa, Chordata, Actinopteri, Cyprinodontiformes, Goodeidae.
ACUGGAAGAAACAGAACAUCUACAGAUAAAAGAUGAACAGGAUGGAAUCAAACCUCCACAGAUAAAUGGUGAACAGGAAGUACUAGAAACUCUUUUUAUAAAUGAGAAGCAAGAAGAACCAGAACUUUUCCACAUGAAAACAGAAAAUGAGAAACCAGAACCUCUACAGAUAAAGGAUGAACAGGAGGAACUCUGCCUCAGUCUUGAGAAGGAACAUCUUAAACUGAAGCAGGAGAUUGACCCAUUCAUGGUAAAUCCUACAUACAAGGAAAGGGAACCAGAACUAAACAGGGUCCAGUUGCAUGUCCAAGUCUCCACUAAACCUGAGAACCAAAACCAGGAAAAGAAAAAUUACAAAGACAUAGGAUCAAGUAGUAAGAGGAGUCGGAAAAUCAGAGGUCACCGUGACAACACAGAGAAAACUGUAAAAAAACAAAAGAAACGGCAAUUGAAUGACAAUUUUUCUUCUUGUAAACUUUGUGGUAAAGUUUUAAAUCGGACUUAUUUGGCUGAACACAUGAGAAUUCACUCAGGUGAGAAGCCUUUCUCAUGUUUGACCUGUGGAAAAAAAUUUGUUAAAAGAAGUAAUUUGACUGUUCAUUCCAGAACUCACACUGGUGAAAAACUUUUCUCAUGUUUGACCUGUGGAAAAGGUUUCAGCUUAAGAGGAAAUUUAUUUCGACACAUGAAAACUCACACAGGUGAAAAGCUUUUUUCAUGUUUGACCUGUGGAAAAGGUUUUAGUAAAAGAGAAACUUUAUCUGAUCACAUGAGAAUUCACACAGGUGAGAAACCUUUCUCAUGUAUGACAUGUGGAAAAAGUUUCAGCUUAAGAGGAAAUUUAUUUCGCCAUAUAAAAACUCACACAGGUGAGAAACUUUUCUCAUGUUUGACCUGUGGAAAAGGUUUUAGUGAAAGAGACACUUUGUCUCAGCACAUGAGAACUCACACAGGUGAGAAACCUUUCUCAUGUAUGAGCUGUGGAAAAAGUUUUAGCCAAAAAGAAACUUUAUCUCAGCACAUGAGGAUUCACACAGGUGAGAAGCCUUUUUCGUGUGUGACCUGUGGAGAAAGUUUUAGGCAAAGAGCAGCUUUAUCUGUGCACAUGAGAGUUCACACAGGUGAGAAGCUUUUCUCAUGUAUUACUUGUGGAAGAAGUUUUAGCCAAAAAGUAACUUUGUCUCAGCACAUGAGAACCCACACAGGUGAAAAGCCUUUCUCAUGUACAACCUGUGGGGAAAGUUUUAGGCAAAGAGGAGCUUUUUCUCGGCAUAUGAGAACUCACACCGGUGAGAAGCCUUUCUCGUGUCUGACCUGUGGAAAAACCUUUGGGCAAAGAGGAGGUUUAUCAAGACACAUGAAAACUCACUCAGAUGAAAAGCCUUACUCAUGUUUGACCUCCGCUUAGGAGGUCAUUUAAUUGGUGAGAAAUUCAAUUCAAGCUAAAAAGGAAAGAUUAUCUUUUCUGACUCUGUUUUUUUUUUUUUUUUUUUACACCGCCUUCAUGGCCUUUCUUUAUCCCCACAUACUGGGGAUGAUAAGGAAGAACAAUAUUACAAUAGACUGGCAAAUAUUUCUGCAAAACAAGCCAAACCUCAUGAUCUAAGACAACUGUAAAUCACUCUGACCAAUAACAAGACAACACAGACACUAAACAUAGACAAGACUGCAAGUGUACCUGACAUACACUGAAACUAAAUGAAAACAGUUGAAUCAGUGCAAUAACGCAGUUGUGAACGAAAAGCAGACCAAUGUUCAGGGAUCAAUGGCUGAAAAAGCAGUCUUAAACAGAUGCACUGUUACGUUGGAGAAAAUGGUCAUUGUAGGUCACUGUUUUAAGUCUACAAUAAGUGCAGUACAGUCUGACCAGAAACCUUGUUAAAAUAUUCAUAUUUACAAUUUGUACUAUGUGCUGCCAGGGCUACAGCUAGGUAGGGAGGUUUUUAUAAGUUUAAUAAGUUCCAUGUGCAAGAAAGGAGUGGAACAAAUAUCUCCUCCCUGCUGUUUUGUGCUGUUUUGUACUGAGGAGUACAACUGUGUGAGACAACUCAGCAGAGCUCAUGUGCAUUCUAUAUGAAUGUGUGUUUCUCCUUGUGCACAAGAAUGAAUCUUAUAAAAAGUUUGCUCACUUGAGCUGUUUUAUUUAAUAUUUGUUCGCCACCAUAAUUAAUCUGGUGGUGCUUUUUAGGGCCAAAUCCAUCACCUUUUGCUGCAGCAUCUAAGUCUGGUAACAAUGUUAUCAGUGAUGCAUGGUGAGGAUUGUGUGUUUACAAUGUUUAGAAUUUGUUGAAAUAAACAAUUGUUUUUCUUUAUUGGAAGAUUUUCUUUCAUUCAUUUGUAAUAAAGUAAAAGUACAAAAUCAGUCUUUUUCUUCCACUUUCCUCACUACUCGGACAGAACUUGGCUUUGACAUCAUUUGACGGCGAUUUGUUUGAGGGUGAAUGAAAGUUUGCAGUAAAGCUGAAGUGCAAAAGAAUUACAAAGGGGACCCAACAAAUUAUUGAGUAAAUAGGAAUGGACAUACUUUUCAGAAGCCUCACAUUUCUGUUGUAACAUAUCCUAUUUUUAUUUAUUCAUUUAUUUGUAAUUAAUUUUUGGAGACACUGAAUUUUGGGUUUUUGUUUUCUGUAAGCCAUAAUGAUCACAAUUACAAGAAACAAAGGCUUGAAAUGUGUAAUGUGAACAAUAUGAGUUUCACUUUGUGAAAGAGUGACAAAAAAACACGGAACCUUUUAGCAACGUUUUUUUUUUAGAUGCCACUGCAAACAAGGGGAGGCAGUAUUUAGCUUCUUUGCUCCUCAGAUCUGUAACCAACUCCCUGAUAACCUGAGACGUGCAGAAACCAUAUCCUUCUUUAAACCAGGACAUUACUGUGUUAUUGCAGCUUUUCUAUUAAGUUCAAAGAUAAACUUAACUAGGUCAUUUUAUCUUGCCUUAGCUUUUUAUUUAAAUCUUGCAUUCUCAUAUUUAUUUGUUUUUAUGUGAUGCUUAAAUUUCAGUUUGAGGCAAUUCUUUAUAGAGUAAUAAAACCUUAAUGAAGCAUUUUAGAUAAUCAUCAUCAUUGUGUUGCUAUAAUAAAAUCAUGCUUUGUGCACCAGA